Thecamonas trahens ATCC 50062 is the source of this 3861-nucleotide messenger RNA. RefSeq lists its product as uncharacterized. The record is from RefSeq and is a predicted model, not a curated record. NCBI's taxonomy places the organism in Eukaryota, Apusomonadida, Apusomonadidae. The transcript has a single exon. Gene Ontology annotation, cellular component: trans-Golgi network. Bases 1 to 3861 code for a protein of 1286 amino acids.
AUGAACCUUGACGCUGUCCGCGUCCUCGUCGUCCCGCUGGGCGGCCUCUCGCGGACCAAGUUCAAGCGCUACCUGGAGCUGCUCCGGGCUCACUCGGAAGUCGAGCUCGACGCGCUGGCCUCAACACCGACGCCGCGGAGUCAGGGCGAGGCACCGAGGCUACUAACGGCGUCGCCGAGGCCCAAGUCGGUGAGUCGGACAAGCAAGAGCAAGCGGCCGUCACUCAAGUCAUUCAAAUCGUCGACCAAGGCGUCGACCAAGGCGUCGGCCAAAUCGUCGGCCAAGUCGUCGACAAAGUCGCACCGCCGCUCCGACUCGCGCGCCUCGGCCGCAGGUGACUCGUCCGACUCGGACUCGGGCGCGCCGGACAUUGUUGUGGCGCCAGAGGUCAGCGAUACUGGACCUAUCUUUGCGUACCGCGCCGUCUCGGUUACGCCGCGCAUCCGUUUCGAGUUUGUGGCCGAUGCCGGGCCCGAGUCGCCUGUUGCCGAGCUCCACAUGCACAAGCGGGUGCUUGGUGUGGUCGGCGUUGGGGCGUGCUCCGAAUUGCUUGGAGACGCCGCGUAUACCCGCCUAACUGCCGAGGCUGCCGCCUACCCGUUUGCGCUGCAGACCCGGGCGUAUGCCUUUGACCCGCCGCUCGACUAUCGCGACGACGACGACCGCUUUGUCGUCAUUCCGUCCAACAGAGUCGACUUUUACGUCGAUCGCCUGCUUGCUGACUUUGGUGAGGCGCUGGUCACCUCGUUUGAGGUCUCACUUGCUCACCUGCGUGACUCGCCAGCGCCAAUUGUCGCACCAGCCCUCGGCCGCGACCCCGAGUCAGCCAGCAAGCUCCGCAAGCUCAAGCCCGGCCGCCUCGCGAAGAUCAUUGGCGACUGUGCCCUGCUCGCCGGCUCGCCGCUCGAUGGCGCCGCUUACCACAAGAGAGCUAUCGACCUCACUGCCGCCGCCUCUGACGAGCUCUGGCUCGCUGGUGCCCAGGAGGGCUACGCUGCCGCUCUGGUCCUCGCCUCGCAGCACGGCCUCGCAUCCGACACUGACGUCGACUGUGACAUUGCUGCCACCUACCGCGAGGCUAUUGACCACUACGCUGCUGCCAAGCUUCGCAGCCUCGAAGUCGAGGCCCGCCUCAAGCUCGGCCUCUUUUACGCCUCCACCGGUGACACUCUUGCAGCGGGCGCCUGCAUGAUGGACGCCCAUGCCCGGUUUCAGGACGCCAAGGCCUCUGCCGAGGUCCACGACCGCAUCCUUCUCUUCAACACCAUGGCUCAAGUGUUUCUUUCCAUCGGCUACGCGCGCAAGGCCGCGUUCUUUCUCCGCCAGGCCGCGCUCGAGCAGGCCGACCAGGGCGCGCCCGGCACCGGCACCGCCCUCCUCGCCCUUGCAGCACCGGUCUUUGGCCUCUCGCUCUCGCAAAUCAACUCGGACGCGCUCCUGCCGGGCUGGUCGCUCGCGACCCAGCAGAGCGACCCGAGCCUACCGGCGGCUGCCCCAAACGCCGUGGUGGUUCCGUUUGCAGCUUCGGCCCGCCUCUCUUGGCCAUACCUGCAGGUUCUUGUCAUCAAGGACCUCAUCGAGCUUGGCGCGCGCCUCCCGGACCAGACUGCCACCCUCAAGUACAUGGCGUAUCUUCUCGCUCGCAUGCAUCCCUUUCUCGAUGAGCGCUCGCAGCGCGAGUUCUGCAAACGCCUGGCAUUGCUCGCCUCGUCGCUCGGCUCUGUGCCUUUGAUCUCCACCCCAGGUCUUCCGUACGUCAACCUCAUUACCCCGCUGCAGCUCUCGUCCGAGUUCCAAGUCCACACCGUCAAGGCCGCCGGCUCGGCCGCGUCACCGUUCAUCUUUUCGUCGUUUGGCGCCUCGUCGUCGUCGUCGUCGCGGCCGGGCGCCCGAUUUGCCCACGGUGACGAGCCACCGGUCUUUGAGCUUGGAUGUCCGGUCCAUUUUGCGCUCCUUGUCUCUAACCCGCUUCUCGUGCCUCUCCACCUCGAGCACAUUACCGUCCUUGUCGACGGCAUCGAGUUUGUCACCGAGGCCGCUUCCACCGUCCUCCCGCCAGAGACCACCGACUACUGCGUGACUCUUACCGGCGUCCCGCUCGCAGAAGGCACCUUUACCAUCACCGGCGUCUCCAUGCACGUCCUUAACAUGGCGUCGUCGUUCGGCGUCGAUGCCCAUGGCGUGGGCAAGGUUCUCGCCGGCGCCACCCAUGCAGUCAAGUCCAAGAAGAAGACCGCUACUGCGUACGUUGUUGCACCUCCCCUCCCGCGGCUCAAGCUGACCUCCAAUGGCGUCUCGGAGACCUCACUUCUGGUCCACGAGGGCGAGCUCUCGAUUGUCUCGCUCACGCUCGAAAACGUGUCGUCUGUUGCCGUCACUAAGCUCGACAUCUCAGUUCCGCGCAACCCAUCGUCGAUGGCGUCGAUGCGUGCCAAGGCCUCUGAAGUCAUCCUCUGGAACGACGACGACAUUGCCUCUUUUCUUCCCCUCGAGCCUGGCGCUGUGGCCACGCUUGAUCUGCGGGUGUUUGGUGUUCUGGGCGACAUCCACUCGGGCGUCCAUCUGACCUACGCUGCGCCGCACAAGCCUGACCUUGCCUCGUACUACCGCACUCUUGUCUUUGACAUCCAUGUGCUGGCCGAGCGCGGCCUGCAGGCGCUUUCGUUUGACAUUUUACCUGUACAUCUCGCACUCGAUGCCCCGUUGGUCUCGGACGAGCAGGUCGCGCCGGGCGCCGCCGCCGAGGUGGACGACCUCGCCCGCCACGCUCACGAUGACGGCGUGCUCGAGCUCUCAGCCUUGUUCCCGGCCAGUACCGAGUCCCACGACGACCAUCCGUCGCAUGAUGUUCUCCUUGUCUUUGCCGUCGCUAACCGCACCUCGGGCACCUUCCAUCUCUCAGUCGGCGUCGCGCACGACCACGUUUCGCAGCUGCGAACCGCCACCGACCCGCGCGAUGUCUUUGCACCGGUUCACUGCAUUGCGCUCAACCAGCUGCUCGAGGAGCAAGCUGCAGCACGCGACGGAGUGCCGGACCGCUUUGUUACCCGCGUUGUGUCCAUCGAGCCAACCACCGUGGAGCGCAUCGCUGUGCCAAUACCUCGGUUUGCGCUCGCACAGGCGCUACUGGACACACCAAUCCGGCGCCUGUUUCCGGCAUGGUCCAAGACCCAGUCGGCGCUCAAGACCAAGCCAUCCAAAGCAGACGAUGUCCGCAUGCAGCACCUCAUGUACUACAAGCUCGCGCUGCUCAAGCUUGUCCGCCUUCGCUGGUUCUCAUCCUUCAACACUUCGGGCAUUCUCCCGCUCGACGCUCUUGUCCUCACCCCAUCGAUGGUAGCUACGCUGACGCCGGACCCGGUCUCGCUCUCGCUCUCGUUUGACGCCUUUGGCCACGACGCGUCGGCACCCAACUCCUCAGGCUCGUUUGUUCUCGUCGCCCCGCACGCACUCGGCUCGAUCACACUCAGGUUCCGCAACGCAGGCGCGGACCCGGUCUCGCUCUCUGUCCGCAUCGUACUCGCCCAACAAGUGGCGUCCCGCCUCGCCUCAACCGCAGACGCUGCGACCGGAGUGCCCAACGUGGUCAUCGACGGCAUGCUCGCCUUUGACACUGGCCCCAUGAUGCCCGGCACAUCGUUUACUCACUCGCUGGCUGCUGCCUUUACUGCUGACGGUGAGGCAUACGAUCUCAUCGUCUACGCCCAGCACACAAAGCCUACCCCGAGCUCGUCGGCGGGCUCCGCCAUCAACGAGGCCGUCACUAUUGUCGUCUCGUCGGCCUGCGACGAGCGCGAGCUUCUGCCGCUGCGGCGGCCGCGGACCGGCUCCAACGCCUCGUCGGUAGGACCUCGCUCGUAG